Molecule: messenger RNA, 1683 nt
Organism: Eremothecium cymbalariae DBVPG#7215
Lineage: Eukaryota; Fungi; Ascomycota; Saccharomycetes; Saccharomycetales; Saccharomycetaceae
Gene: CCT5
Product: chaperonin-containing T-complex subunit CCT5
Exons: 1
Coding region: 1-1683 (560 amino acids)
Biological process (GO): protein folding
Cellular component (GO): chaperonin-containing T-complex
Molecular function (GO): ATP-dependent protein folding chaperone; ATP binding; ATP hydrolysis activity
Source: RefSeq, a predicted model, not a curated record
AUGGCUCACCCUCAACAGCAGGUUAUGCCUAUGCCGGAUUUUUCGAACGCAAUUGUUGCUCAGGAUGAGAUGGGCAGACCAUUUAUUAUUGUUAAGGAUCAAGGUAAUAAGAAGAGACAGCACGGUCUAGAGGCGAAGAAGUCACAUAUACUGGCUGCUAGAGCAGUUGCGUCGAUUAUUAAAACUUCUUUAGGUCCUCGUGGUCUUGAUAAAAUCUUGAUUUCGCCAGAUGGGGAAAUCACAAUUACGAAUGAUGGGGCUACCAUUCUAUCUCAAAUGGAGUUAGACAAUGAGAUUGCAAAGCUUUUGGUGCAGCUUUCGAAGUCACAGGACGAUGAGAUCGGUGAUGGUACUACUGGUGUAGUUGUCUUAGCUGGCGCGUUGCUGGAUCAGGCAUUAGAAUUGAUUGAAAAGGGUAUUCAUCCAAUUAAGAUUGCAAAUGGGUUUAACGAUGCGGCCAAAAUUGCCGUAACCCAUUUGGAAAAGCACUCUGACGAUAUUUCUCUCGAUGAAAGUUCUUUCAAAGACCACCUAUUUAAGGCUGCUAAGACGUCUCUUGGUUCGAAGAUUGUUUCUAAAGAGCAUGACAAGUUUGCACAAAUGGCUGUGGAUGCUGUCACCACUGUGAUGGAUGCAAAGCGUAAGGAUGUUGAAUUCGACUUGAUCAAACUCGAGGGCCGUGUAGGUGGCUCGUUGAAUGAUUCACAAUUGAUUCACGGUGUCGUUGUCGACAAGGACUUUUCCCAUCCACAAAUGCCCAAGGCAGUUACUCCAAAGGAUGGCAGCGACGGUGUGAAGUUGGCCAUCCUAACGUGUCCAUUCGAACCACCUAAGCCAAAGACAAAGCACAAAUUAGACAUAUCAUCAGUAGAAGAAUACCAAAAAUUGCAGACCUACGAACAGGAUAAAUUUAAGGAAAUGAUUGACUAUGUUAAAGAAUCUGGUGCAGAUGUGGUUAUUUGUCAGUGGGGUUUUGAUGAUGAGGCAAACCAUCUUCUACUGCAAAAUGAAUUACCAGCAGUAAGAUGGGUCGGUGGCCAAGAGUUGGAGUUGAUUGCAAUUGCAACGAAUGGUCGUAUUGUUCCACGUUUCCAAGACUUGUCUAGUGACAAGCUUGGUACCUGUGGUAUAAUUCGCGAACUGGAAUUUGGCACUACCAGGGACCGAAUGCUAGUCAUCGAAGAAUGUUCCAACAGUAAAACUGUCACAUGUUUUAUCAGAGGUUCUAAUAAGAUGAUUGUAGAUGAAGCAAAGCGUGCGUUGCAUGAUUCGUUGUGUGUUGUGCGGAACCUUAUCCGCGAUUCUAGGGUCGUCUACGGUGGAGGCGCAGCAGAGGUCGCCAUGUCUGUAGCAGUUGCAAACGAGGCUGAUAAACAGCGUGGGAUUGAUCAAUAUGCUUAUCGUGCAUUCUCGCAAGCUUUGGAUUCCAUUCCUAUGAUUUUGGCAGAGAUUUCUGGCUUAGAUCCAAUUGAAACCUUGUCUUCCUUGAAGAGCAAACAAAUAAAGGAAGGUGUGUCUACUAUGGGUGUGGACUGUUUAGGUAAGGGUACAACGAAUAUGAAAGAUUUGUUUGUGGUAGAUCCAUUAAUUGGCAAAAAGCAGCAAAUUUUGUUGGCUACUGAAUUGUGUAGAAUGAUCUUGAAGAUUGAUAAUGUCAUUAUUAGUGGGAAAGACGAAUACUAA